GAAUGCAAAGAAGUGUUAUUGGGAUGUUAAUUUAUAUGCAUAUAUAUGUAUAUGCAUAUAGUGUAUAUUUAUAGUGUACAGUACAUAAUGAAAUGAUGUUUAUUCUGCCUGGACAAUAUUACAGUAUUAUAUAAAAUGCAUAUACUUUUGAUAAAAUUUAACCCUUUAAAGGGUGAAGGGUGGUGUUUUUUGAUUGAGGCACUUGAAUUAGCGAUUCUUGAUCGCUCGUUUAAAUCUCUCGUGAUCCGUUUGAUUUCCCUUUGCUACGGGAUCAUGUUGCCGGACUUUCAGCAGUGGCCUGACGCCGUUCCUUAAACAAAACCCCAAAACUCCGUAUCUCCUGGGGAUUUGGGUGAGGGGGGGCGUGACUGGACAGAGAUGUAAAGUUUAGAUGUGCGGCAACAGCUAAAGGCCGGGUCGGGUUUCUCCAGGCCCUCUGCUAUAUUUAACCUAGUGAUCUAACACGAGGCAGAGGGUUUAAAUGCCACCCCUGCAGUUGGUGUUGGAGCAGUUGUCGCCCACAGAUCUUCCUCGGCACGAGCUUGGGGAUACACCACCAGGCAGCGAGGCAGGCAGGAGCCAGAAGGAGAUCGCAGGCAGAAGAGAGAGGACAGAGCCGGUGGGAGCCAGAGGAGUCUACGUCAAACUACGUCUGCGUCCUCGAGCCUUGAGAUGGAGCUUUUCGAGACCAACCCGUACUUCUUCCCCGACCAGAGGUUUUACGAAGGCGGUGACAACUUCUUUCCAGGCUCCAGGCUGAACGGAGGAUUUGACCAAGCAGGAUACCAAGACAGGAGCUCCAUGGUGGGGCUUUGCGGGGACAGCAGACUUCUUUCCAGUGGCGUAGGGCUGGAGGACAAGCCGUCACCGUCGUCCUCGCUGAGCCUUUCGCUCUCGCCAACCGAAGAGCAGCAGCACUGCCCGGGGCAGUGCCUACCGUGGGCCUGCAAGGUGUGCAAGCGCAAGUCGGUAACCAUGGACCGGAGGCGGGCGGCUACCCUACGCGAGAAGCGGAGGCUCAAAAAGGUGAACGAGGCUUUUGAGGCCCUGAAGCGUAGUACGCUGAUGAACCCCAACCAGAGGCUCCCCAAGGUGGAGAUCCUGAGGAGUGCCAUCCAGUAUAUUGAGAAGCUGCAGGCACUGGUCAGUUCCCUUAACCAGCAGGAGCAUGAGCAAGCUGGACUGCACUACAGGGGCACCAUCCCUCAGAGGGUGUCAUCCUCCAGUGAGCAGGGCUCUGGCAGCACCUGCUGUAGCAGUCCCGAGUGGAGCAGUGCGUCGGAACACUGUGCCACGGCCUACAACUCCACUCAUGAUGAUCUCCUCAACGAAGAUUCUUCCGAGCAAGCCAACCUCAGAUCCUUGACGUCCAUCGUGGACAGCAUCACGGGCACAGAGGCUGCGGCGGUCACUUACUCAGUGGACAUAACCAAAUGAAGAAAAUACGAAGAAAAGGUGGGGUGAAGAAAAUUUGGAAUUUUGGAAAAUUUCCCCACUUUAAAAUGUCCAUAAGGUCCAGAAACCCAGUAUAAAGGCAGCAGCACUACCUACGACGACACUAAAGCCAAGCCAAGCGAGAAACUCCAUUAAAAGAAAAAAAUGUAAAGAAAAGUCACUGGGGUUGAACUUCCAAUAGGCCUGUCACGAUAACUUUUCAUUUUUUAACUAUAUAUUUAUUAAUGAUAAUUUAUUUUUUUGAAAUCGACAUUCAAAACUUUCUAAAUUAUUUAUUUAUGUUUUUCAUUCUUUUUUCACAUUUUUUUCCCCCAAACUAGGUUACAGAUCACACAUUCUGCAUGAGCUGUGAGUUAUAUCUUAAUAAUCGAGGUGAAAUAAUUCAAUUAAUCAUGAUACUCUUUUUUUAGGUCAUAUCAGCACAUGCUUUCUUUAAUAAUAGUUUGAAAGAUUUUUGGUAACUAAUGAUGUACUUUUCUAAAAAAUAAAACAAAACAAGUAGUUUGAUUAUGCCCACAUAUCAUACGAUAGUUUGAUGACGCAAUUAUCGUGACAGGCCGCCCUAACUUCCAAACUAAUUUUGAGGUCCAUAACAACUAUUUCCAAUCGUUUCUUAUCUUUUGAACAAUUUAGGCUAGCUAGUCUAGACUUAUCGCAGGACAGCAAAUUCACAUUUUUGUCCUUUGAAAUCUUUCCUUCUUUUGAUUCUUUUAUCUUGUUCUUGUUUUUCAUUUUUGCAUUUGUUAAUUUUCUUCUCUUUCUGAGUGUGUGUUAUGCUUACCAACAAAUAUCCAUUUGUGGGGCCAAUGUUUUACGACAGUUUUGACCAAUAUUUGCUUAAUUUAAACUAGUUCUGAAAUGCCAUGUAAAUACGUUCCUAAUUUUUUUACGAUUUUGUUUUGUUUGUUUGUUUGUUUUUUUUGUUUUUGCUAUGUUUAUUUUAUAUUGUUUUGUGUUUGGGAUAAUUUAUUUGGACUUUUAUAAUAAAGAUUGUUGUGCAUUUGUA
Messenger RNA from Astyanax mexicanus (Mexican tetra), 2461 nucleotides. RefSeq names its product myogenin (gene myog). Lineage: Eukaryota; Metazoa; Chordata; Actinopteri; Characiformes; Acestrorhamphidae. Gene Ontology annotation, biological process: positive regulation of myoblast differentiation; positive regulation of transcription by RNA polymerase II; muscle organ development. The record is from RefSeq and is a predicted model, not a curated record. The transcript is spliced from 3 exons. Gene Ontology annotation, molecular function: DNA-binding transcription factor activity, RNA polymerase II-specific; protein dimerization activity; RNA polymerase II cis-regulatory region sequence-specific DNA binding. Bases 673 to 1437 code for a protein of 254 amino acids.